Messenger RNA from Diutina rugosa, 1515 nucleotides. RefSeq lists its product as uncharacterized. The transcript has a single exon. Gene Ontology annotation, molecular function: protein binding. The coding region runs from base 1 to 1515 and encodes 504 amino acids. The record is from RefSeq and is a predicted model, not a curated record. Lineage: Eukaryota; Fungi; Ascomycota; Pichiomycetes; Serinales; Debaryomycetaceae.
AUGAGUCGAGCAGCGAUUCUAUCUGACCGCCAGAAGACCGAGCUUAAUAAAGCUGUGCUACAGUACAUUGAGCCAUUCAUUACGGCAUCUCAAUUUGAACAAAUCAGAUCAGCGCUCACGCCUUUGAAUGACGACCCUAUUAUCCAAAACUUCCUAGAAAAAAAAUGGGGCACGGUGGGAAGAUUACAGCAUGAAAAUUUGAAGCUCAGAACGGAGAAUGAGCAACUUAGGAAGGUGGUGCUAAGCCAAACUCUGCCUGAUCAAUUGGAGAUGCUGAAAGAUAAAAUUAACUGGCUCCCUCAAAUCAGAUCGAAAAAGUUUGAUACCGUCAAUGCUCAAGUGGUGAAUCUGGUAGUCAUCCAUCCCUAUCGAGCCCAGAUUAGUGCUGGCUGCGCAGAUGGUACCUUGAUUGUCUGGAAUUUGGUCGAUGAUGAAUCGAAUGUGCCCCACAAAAUCAUCAAAGCUCACACAACUGCAAUCAAUUGCUUGAUGUGGUCAAGGACACCAAUACAGUUUUUUAAAAAACCUAAAACGUCAGUGAUAGCACUGUGCAGCUCCGACCUCCUUAUCAAGAUUUGGGAUGGGGACACUUUCACAGAACUUCGUUCACUUGAAGGCCAUAAACAUAUAGUUCUGCUGGUAGCCUGGCUGAAACUGCGACCAGAAACAUUGUAUCUGGUCCUGAAAGAUAAUACCAUUAGAAUUUGGGAUGUGGUAAAUGGAACACAUCGAGAGAUUACGGGUCAUCUGGAUUGGGUUCGAGCUAUUGACGUCGCUUCAGCGGAUGAAAACUGGCAGAGCCCAUUAGGUCUGGGACCUUCUCUGAAAUUUGGUGAUUUCAUAUUGACAUCGUCCAAUGAUGGACUGGUCCGUUUGACACACGCAAAGCUGGCAACGGCCGUAGCUCAAGCUCUCGGUCAUAAUCACGUCGUUGAAACUGUAAAGUUUCUUCCAAAGCUUUCGAAUUCGUAUAUUGACAAAUUUCUCGAGGACAACAUCAAUUUGUUUCCCGACUUACCGACCGAGUUGAUUUCUUCAGCCGUCUUUUGCGAGGAGCUCGGUUAUAAAUAUUGCAUCUCAGGGGGACGGGACAACUCAAUAAAACUCUGGCUUCUACCUCCGCCUGAAAUUGUACCUGACGGUUCUCUCAAGAAGUCAAGGAUGAACAAUUCACGAGCUUGGUUGAUCGCCGAAUUGAACGAGCAUUCUCUGUGGGUAAAAUGCUUGAGCAUUCACCCACUGGGUCGGUUUUUUUUUAGUGGGUCCGACGAUAAACUGAUUAAAAUCUGGGACUUAGCGGGUCUAAAGUCAGACGGUAAGAUAAAUUGUGUUCGAACCUUGAUCGGCCACGAAAAUUUUGUGAAUUCAGUUGAUUUUGCACGAGUUGAUGUUGAAUUGGAGCAGGUUGAGGCUGAAAAUAUUACAGAGGCAAAUAUUUUAUCGCAUAUUGAGGAGAAGUUGAGAAAAUUACUCGUUCUGGCUGGACUGGACAAUCUAGUAUACUUAUGGAAGUAA